UUUUUUCUUGUAAGAAUGCCAGUUCAAUACAUUAUUGGUGAGUGGGAGUUUCGGGAUCUCAAUAUAGAAAUUACACCCCCAGUUCUGAUUCCUCGACCAGAAACGGAACAAUUAGUUGAUAUUGUUUCAAGCGAAAUGUUAAAAAAAAAAUAUAGUAAAAUAUUAGAAAUUGGUUGUGGUAGUGGCGUAAUUUCCUUAUCUUUACUUAAGGCUUUUCCAUGGUUAAACAUUGUAGCGAUUGAUAAAAGCAAAGAAGCAUGCGAAUUAACACAACGGAAUGCAAUGAAAAACAAAAUCCUAACAAAUUUAAAAGUUAUUCAGUGCCGCAUUGCUACUGACAAUUACCGUUACUUGUUCAAAGAAAAAUUUGAUGUUAUUGUAAGUAAUCCACCCUAUGUACCUUCAAAACGCUUAACAGAGUUACAACCGGAAAUAGUACUGUAAGUUUAAAAUUGUUUAUAUAUAUACUUAUACACAUUUGGGGAGAUUGUUAAUAUUUGCGAUACAAUCAAGGUGCUACAACACUACAUUCAACUAGAAAAGCUCAUUUAUUAUGGGAAUUGGAAAAAAAUUUAGUAUACAAAAUUUUAGGAAUUUUUGAGUGAAAUUAUUUCUUGACACAGAAAUACACUUUUUUGAAUGGUACCUAUACACCUUGUCUAUUGUUUAACUUUUGAAUUAGGUGCCUUUUUUUAAUAAUCACCUUAUACAAAGGGCCCAUAUCAAGUGAUUCAAGAUUUAGUUGUCAUUUCAACUAAUAAUAGGGCUUUAUUUGACGUCAACUCUAAUCAGUUUACUAUGUAAACACCUUGUAAACGUAUUCUUUGUUAAUUUUUUUUUAUUAAUAGUGUACAAGGCGAGUCUAAGUUCCGGAUUACAAUUUUGUCGAUAAAUUUAAACAGAACACCUUGUAUAUUAAGGUCAAUAUAGUUAUCUCUAUUAACGCUCUUUCAGUUAUGCAGCCAAUGCAAUCCAAUAAAAAAUGAGUUACAUAUACAAAUGUAGCAUCGUGCUACAGAUGGCGUUUACUGCGCCAUUUGUAGCAUUUUCUAAAACGCACUG
Molecule: messenger RNA, 1062 nt
Organism: Agrilus planipennis (emerald ash borer)
Lineage: Eukaryota; Metazoa; Arthropoda; Insecta; Coleoptera; Buprestidae
Gene: HemK1
Product: hemK methyltransferase family member 1
Exons: 2
Biological process (GO): protein methylation
Cellular component (GO): mitochondrion
Molecular function (GO): protein methyltransferase activity; nucleic acid binding
Source: RefSeq, a predicted model, not a curated record